This is a messenger RNA of Loxodonta africana (African savanna elephant), 29688 nucleotides long. RefSeq names its product ring finger protein 216 (gene RNF216). Gene Ontology annotation, biological process: protein linear polyubiquitination; proteasome-mediated ubiquitin-dependent protein catabolic process. Gene Ontology annotation, cellular component: LUBAC complex. NCBI's taxonomy places the organism in Eukaryota, Metazoa, Chordata, Mammalia, Proboscidea, Elephantidae. The transcript has 14 exons. The record is from RefSeq and is a predicted model, not a curated record. The coding region runs from base 209 to 2440 and encodes 743 amino acids. Gene Ontology annotation, molecular function: zinc ion binding; ubiquitin binding; ubiquitin-protein transferase activity.
CGCCGCGGUAGGGCCGGAAGGAGCGCGGCGGCGGCCUCGGCGUCAGCGGCGGAGCCGUAGGCUGCUGCCGUGUGUGAAUAAAAGCCGCCGCAGCAGAGUACGCCGAGCCCACCUCGCGAGCCGAGGACUUGAGUGACAAAUCCUUUGGAGCAAUUGGUCACCAUGCUUCGAUAUUAGCAGGCACAUAGGUGUACGUCUGCAUUUGAAAAUGGCAGAGGGCAACAGCAAUGAAGAGGUAAUUCACUUGAACAGCUUUCACUGCCACCGGGGUCAAGACUGGAUCAGUCUCAGAGAUGGACCCAUCACCAUAUCUGACUCUUCUGAUGAGGAAGGGAUUCCGAUGCUGGUCACCCCAGCCCCUCAGCAACAGGAAGAAGAGGACUUGGAUGAUGUCAUCCUGACGGAAACAAAUAAACCUCAAACAUCACGACCCAAUCUCAUCAAACCAGCUGCCCAGUGGCAAGAUCUGAAAAGAUUGGGAGAAGAAAGGCCUAAAAAGUCUAGAGCAGCAAUUGAAUCAGAUAUGAACAGCUAUUUUUCAGUGUGUAACAACCCAUUGUUUAAUUCUGGGGCACAGGAUGAUUCUGAGGAUGACUACGGUGAGUUUCUGGAUCUUGGGCCUCCUGGAGUCUCUGAAUUCAUUAAGCCAAGUAGCCAUAGAGGCAGAGAACCCCAACCUGGACCAAGUCAUAGCCAACCAGCAAAUGACAUUGUCAACCCUGGAUCAGAGAAAAAAGUCAUCUUGGAAGACAGUAGCCUUCUUUACUCAGAAAGUGACCCCCUAAACCAGUCAUCUGAAGACUCAGAGACAGAGCUUGGAGAAUCAGCUGCAGCAGUAGAUGAUCGUGCCAUCGAGGAAGACUGCUGGUUAGACCAUCCUUACUUCCAGCCUCUAAACCAAGAGACCCGUGAGAGAACAAGCCAGGUUGUUCAUCGAGAGCGGCGUCCUGAAGCAGAACUGGGCCCACUGUUAUAUCAGCAUGAACCCCCAGCUCCUGCUUUCCCAAGGCCAGCUUUUCCAAGGCCAGAGCCCCAGCAGGAUGGGAUUCCAGGCCCCUCUUCCCCUCAGCCUGCCCAUCCUUUAGGAGAACUUGAAGACCAACAGCUAGCAAUAGAUGAUGAUGAACCAGGGCCAGCCUUUCCACUGCAAGGAUCUCAGGAGCCCAAUUUGGAAAACAUUUGGGGGCAAGGAGCUGCUGAAGUAGAUCAAGAACUCGUUGCACUAUUAGUGAAAGAAACGGAAGCAAGAUUCCCAGAUGUAGCAAAUGGAUAUAUUGAGGAAAUCAUUCAUUUGAAGAAUUAUUAUGAUUUGAAUGUACUUUGUAAUUUUCUUCUGGAGAACCCAGAUUACCCAAAGAGAGAAGAUAGAGUCCUUAUAAACCCCAGCAGCAGCCUGCUUGCCAGCCAAGAUGAGACAAAGUUGCCUAAGAUAGACUUUUUUGACUAUUCUAAAUUGACUCCUCUUGACCAGCGCUGCUUCAUCCAAGCUGCUGACCUCCUGAUGGCCGACUUCAAAAUGCUCAGCAGUCAGGACAUCAAGUGGGCCCUGCAUGAGCUCAAAGGACACUAUGCAAUCACCCGAAAGGCCUUUUCUGAUGCCAUUAAAAAGUGGCAGGAGCUAUCGCCAGAAACCAGUGGAAAAAGAAAAAAGAGAAAAGAAAUGAAUCAAUAUUCUUACAUAGAUUUCAAAUUUGAACAAGGUGAUAGAAAAAUAGAAAAAAGGAUGUUCUUUCUGGAAAAUAAACGGCGACAUUGUAGAUCAUAUGACCGACGUGCCCUUCUUCCAGCCGUGCAACAAGAGCAGGAAUUCUAUGAGCAGAAAAUCAAAGAGAUGGCAGAGCAUGAAGACUUUUUGCUUGCCUUGCAGAUGAAUGAAGAACAAUAUCAAAAGGAUGGUCAACUGAUCGAGUGCCGCUGCUGCUAUGGGGAGUUUCCAUUUGAGGAGCUGACGCAGUGUGCAGACGCUCACUUGUUCUGCAAAGAGUGUCUCAUCAGAUACGCUCAAGAGGCAGUCUUUGGGUCUGGAAAGUCCGAGCUCAGCUGCAUGGAAGGGAGCUGCACGUGCUCCUUCCCGACCAGUGAACUGGAGAAGGUGCUUCCCCAGACCAUCCUGUAUAAAUACUACGAGCGGAAAGCGGAAGAAGAGGUUGCCGCAGCCUACGCUGAUGAGCUCGUCAGGUGUCCCUCCUGUAGCUUUCCUGCACUGUUGGACAGUGAUGUGAAGAGGUUCAGCUGUCCCAAUCCUCGCUGCCGAAAGAUCAGCUUAAUUCCCCUAACUCUGACGGGCACACAGAGAAUUGCGCCUUUCCCCUUUUGCGAAGUGUUUACGCAGAUGUUGGGAGGCCUGACAGGAAUGCAAACAAGUGAAGGCCGCGUGGUAUUACCACAGGGCCGUGGGUAUCUGGGUGUCUUCUUGGAGAAUGCAUGUAUCUGGGGUUAGUGGCUGCUUCCCUGUCCCCUGUGCCUCACAGGGGAGAGAGGCCCGUUCUGCACUGGGCGCAAUAAGCCACAGCCCCUCUUUGGUGAUGUGUCCUGCUCCCUGCCCAGCUCCAAUUCAGUGGCCUUGUCGUGUAAGAAAAUCAUACCUGUUCUGGGAUGCAUUCUGAUUGCGUGUUGGAACAGUGUUUUCUGGGUCACCUCUGUUAGGCCUUCCAGUGGAACCCACGCAACCUCCUUUUUACACCUUGUUUUGUAAAAAGUGCUUUUUCAUGCAACUAAAGGCUGACGCUGUUCAUAAAGAAACACAUGGGUUCCCAGGCCAGGCAAGGGGGCCUGCAUCUGGGAACAGCCUGGCUGGGCAUUGACUUUUCCCUCAUGAGUGCCUGGCAUGAGCCCGUCCAUCCAAAGGUGGCUGAGGGGAGAACACUAUUAUGUUGCUGCCAAAACCACAACAAAUGACAGCUUUCUGUUCUGUCAUCUCUCUCGGCUCCACCGCUGGGCAUGCAAUUCAUUUUUCUACCAUAAAAGGGCAGCAAGACUUGUCUGUAGCUGUGGGCCUUCUGCACUGCGGUGAGAAAGCAGAGAGAAAGGGAGAGCUGUGCUCUCAGUCGUGAUGACAGCAGCCCCACUCUGAGCCUCCGUUGCUUGCUGUAGCCUCUGCUUCGGGGCAGCGACAUCAGUAGGAAAACAGGGAGUAGGAGGCAGUGUGGAGCCAUCAAAUUGGGGACGCUGAGGUCAGAACAGAAUUGUGUCUCAUUCACAUCUGAUGGUCAUCUGGGGGCAGGGGGUGUGCGAAUGGGUAGCACAAACCCCAUUACGUGGAACUGCACUGAGCGUGCCCAAGUGACUUCAGUUGGCAGCAGUUGGUUCUCUUGAUUUGUAAUUGUAGAUGUUAGAUUUAUUGGGGGGAGGUGGGGGGAGACCUGGGAGAUCAUAUAACCCAGACACCGCAGUUUUGUUGAUGCAGAAAGACCUUGGAGAAGUUAAGUGCCAAGUUCAUACCACUUGGGGAAAUCCUUGAACUUCAGUCUUUUGGUUCUGGAUGGACUUUGGGUCCCGGCCCAACUCUGUAACCUGUACAUGCCCCAGUGAUCCAUUAGUGGACAGUUUGACUCCACUGAAGGUGAGCCGUAGAAACCUCUGCUGACGUUAGUACAGUUGUUAAUUGGUGGGUUUACAUGGUAGUCAACCAGGGUCUUCUGAAAAGUAUAUAGUCUUUGUAGGGCUACUUGUAAAAUUCAUGGCCCUUUAGGUGAUUAUAAAUAAAUGAUGUUCCCCAGAAUCAGUACAGGAGUAUGCAGAAAGCAAACACUUAGCUGUUUUACCAGAGCGCUUUGGAGACAGUGGCUAAGUAGUUCCUGUCUCCUGCAACUAGAGGGGUUCUGGGAUAUCAGUGCAGCCCAGAUUGACCAACCGCAAAGAGAAGGCUGCUUUAGCUGGCCGUGUGUUCUGGCAGGGAGCCCUGUGUUAAGAACAUGGCCCUGGCAUGGACCUCCAGCUCUGAGACCUUGGGUGGAGCAGGCUUUCAGAUUGAGCCCAAAGUGGUGCCCACAGCUUCUUGUCUAAAGUUACACAUUGAAUUGUGUCCCCCGAAAAUAGGUGUUGUAAAUCCUCAUCCCUAUACUUGUGGUUGUAGUCCCAUUUGGGAAUUGGUUAAAUUAAUGAGACCAUAUUAGUGUAGGGUGUGUCUUAAGUUAGUGUCUUUUGAGAUAAAAAAAAGAGCAGACUGAACAAGCAGUAAAGCAAGCAAGUAGAGAUGGGGGAAGAUAAAUGCCACGCUACGUGAGAUUUCCAAGGAACCGAGAAGGUGAAAAGUGACAAGGAUCUUUCCUUGAGAGCCCACAGAGAGAAAAAGCCUUCCCCUAGAGCUGGCUCCCUGAAUUCAGCCUUAUAGCAUCCUAAACUGUGAGAAAAUUAAUUCCUGUUUAGGUCACCCACUUGAGGUAUUUCUGUAAUAGCAGCACUAGGUAACUAAGACUCUGGCUUCCUUGAAGUUUUUUCUUAUAAAGAACUGAGAAUUCCUUCAUUGUUGAAACUCAGGUUAGCUCUACCUGCAUGUCUGAUUUCAUAAUGGAUGCUGGAACUGAACCGGGCACAUUCCUGAGGGAAUCGAGUGUGUCCAGGAAUCUUGCUGAUCUGGGAAUUUGGGAGGGAAGCAAGGAUUUUCAAGGUUACGUUUCAUUGCCCAGAUAGUGCUGGUGGUCAGAAUGGACUCUGGGCGCAUUGGUUCGGAAUCAAAAGUUAACUCAGAAUUCAUUUCUGAAAGAGAGUAUCAUCGUUUAGAAAUUACUGAAAGCAGCACGGUGUGAAUUACUAAAGUACCCCCUCCCUAGACCUUGUUAUGAAGCUGUAGGAUUAGUUUAAAACCUCAACAUCCUGGCAGAUGAAGCAGUUGGGCAGGCAGUCUCAAAAUGGAAAGUUUACACACAACUCUUAUUUUUUUUUGUUUGUUUUCCAAGACCUUUCUAAAAAAUUUUUUUUCUUUAUAGUGUAAAACAGUGCUUUAGCCUAAGAAAGAUCUGACUGGUACAUUUUCCCCUGGUCCUUCCCAAAACAUUCACCGUCCUUGAAAUAAACAGAACAAUGCCCAGAAUUGUCCAUCUCCACUCUGCACUCCACAUGCUCUUCCCUGUGGAUGCCGUUGCAUUCUGUGAGCAGCAGCAGGUGAAUUUUGUCUCAUAGGACAAUUGUUCAUCAUCAUUAAGCUUUCUCAAACAGAUAGCCUCUCCUCCCUGAACCAAGAAUCUCUCCCACAUCGUCCGGCACUGUCUGCGCAUGCCUAGGCCUCCUGGCUGUGUGGUGACCAGCUUAGAGCCCUCAGCCUGCCUGCUUCCUAAUUUGGUCACAGUAUGCUUCAGCAAUCUUGCCUUAGUUUAGAAAAGCACAGACACAGGGAGUAGCUUUGAUAGAGCAAAGGGGAAUUUCCUUUUAUCAAAAGACAUACUGUUCGCCUCUUUACUUCCUCCAAAAAGAGGAAGUGACACUUUGGGGGCUUAGAGCUCACUCUGAAGUUCCUUCUUUAAGCCUGGGUGCUUCGUGCUGCCUUCUUCCUUGCUGGUUCCUGCUGGUUCCUUCCUCAUCCUGCUUAAAGCCCCUCAACAUUUCAGGAGUUCAGUUUUAUUCUUAAAGAUACCCAUUUUCAACUUAAAUGGUCAUCAUCAAGGAGCAGGUUAAAUACAGUUUGGUACAUCUAUACAGUGGCAUAUACCAGGGCUCAGCAAAAAGUUUUUUCUAUAAAGGGGAAGAUAGUAAAUAUUUGAGGCUUUGUGGGCUACACAGUCUCUGUCACAACUCAGCUCUGCCUGUGUAGUGUGAGAGUAACUAUAAACAAACGAAUGUGGCUGUGUUCCAGUAAAAUUACAUUUACAGAAGAUAGGUGGUGGGCCAGAUUUGGCCUGUGAACUGUGGUUUGCUGACCUCUGGCAUAAGCCAUAGAAUGAAAAAGAAUGACAUGGGUCCAGUUGUGGUAUUAUGGAGCCGUGCCCAAGAUACAUGGUAUGAAAAAGGCAAGAUGUGGAACUGUGAGUAUAGUACGCUUACAUCUGGGCAUUAGGGGGACGAGAAGGUUCUGUAUGUUUACAUAUACAUAAAAUACAUUUAGAGGGAUAGAUAGGAAACUGGGAGCAGUUACUUGCGUUUGGGGAGGAUCACUAAGGGUCAGAAGGAGGAAGAGUGUCUUACUCGUCCAGUCAAAAAAGUAACCACACCUGUUUUUGUCAACCCAGUCAGCGCUCUGAAGUUUUAAGCAAAGAAUCUUAUUUUGUUUUGUUUGUUUCAAGAGAACUUGAAAAGAAAGAAAAGUAAUUUUUCAAAUAUGUUUCUGUAUUUUCAAACUCGUACGUAUUUCUCCUGGUUCCCUGUGGGGCUUGUUUUGUUGUUGUUGUUGUUGUUGUUGUGUGCUGUGGAGUCAAUUCUGACUCAGGGCAACCCCAUGUGACAGAGUAGACCUGCCCCACUGGGCUUCCUAGGCUAUAAUCCUUACAAGAGCAGGACUUUUCUCCUGUGGAGCCACUGGUAGGCUUAAACCACUGACCUUUUGGUUAACAGCUGAGCGUUUCACCAUGUACCACCAGGGCUCCUGGGACUUAUUUUACAGCCCUAAAAAGAAGUAUUUUACUUUGUCUUGGGUUGUAGAUGAGGUCACAGGUUUUGUGCUGAGUGGAAAGCACUGGAACUCUGCAGACCUGCCUCUCUCCACUUGCCUUUCUGCAGAAGGAGCCUGUUGACAGCAGACACUCAGGAGCUGUGGGCAGCGUGCAGCCAGCCAGAGACCUGCUUCCAGCUGGUUCCUCUCCCACAGAGAAGGUGCCUUACUAACAAGCAAGGAUGGGCUGAGCCACACAAGCAUUGCCGUGACUGCUUUGGAAAGAUGUCUGAUUUGGCUUGUGAAACCAGCAGAUAGAGUUGUUGCUUUGCUCAUGUGUAAAACAGUUCACUUUUGGUCUGUGAGGGACGAGGAAACGAUGUCACAGUACAUCCUUCUCUGUGAGGAAGAAACCGUGGAGGAUGUAAUCAGCUAAAGUGCUCAGGUGGCCGUCACCUUGGGUCGGUAGCCCCCUCCCCCGCCUCCACGUUUCACAAGUAACCAAACUAAUCCUUUUCCAGGCAUCUUUGGCAGGCGCGUUUCCUUUUGUUCCCUUUUUCUACAAAGCUCCAUGGAGGAAUGUAAGAAUCCUUCUGAAACACCCCUUGGAAACACAGCGUGUGGAGCUUUGCGGAGAGAUAAGGCAGUGGUAAGGAUAUGAAGUCUUCUGUGUCUUCCACUGAAGAAGGAGUGCCUGGCUGCCAAGCCGGGGCCUGCUCUAUCUUACUGGUCUUGACUUUAGCUGUAAAAAUGUUAAAUAGGAAGGCACCAGUUCUGCUGAACAAGCAGGCAUUGCCUUUUACAAGGGAAGUCAUUUAAAACACCGGAAAUAUGUUUGAAAGAUACUGGUGCCGUUCCCUCUGACCUCAAUUUCAUACACUGGUAACUCUCCAGUGCCUGCCAGGCGGUCGGAGAUACGCAUGCAUCCCAGAAUAACACUGAACUUACUGUGGCCAAGGACUCUGAGAAGGUGUGUGUCACCAUACAUAUUGCCCCAAAAGAGAAACUGGCUUUUUAAAGAACAGCUUUAAUAAGCCCUCUUUUUGCCUGCCUCUCUCACACAGACUUCCUCUUCUAUCAACCGCAGCACUGCUGCCCCCCUCCCCCCGUAGCUUUCUCCAUUACUGCUUUUAACCUUGAAACCUCUGUUGUACACUUAUGCAUUCAUCCUAUCUUGUAUUAUUAAUGGGGCAGGAGUGAUGCAGCCAGAACACUGACAUUACUAAUUACCGCUUAUAACCGAGAAGUAGGGAGCAGGGAAUGAAGUGGCUCACGAGACGGUGUCAUAACAAUAAAAUACCGCUGCUGGGCAGAGCGGCUCAGUUUGUGUGCUCUGUGUGUCUGGGUGGAGGUGGGUUGUCCCCUGCCAUCACGGGCAGACACAGUGGAACACCUUGGGGCAGGAGGAGGGCGCUCUUCCUGUGAGUCAUCCUAGGCUGCCAUCUGUAUACAUGGGUAGAGGAGAGAUUCAUUUCUAUCAAAACUUAAAGACAUGACAGAAUUCUCGUUCAAGAGGAAUAGCCCCUUUCAAAACAAAGCGAUUUAUGCCAGCAGUAUGAUCCAGGAGGACUGCGUCAGGAAAGGCAGUUCAGGGAGGUCCACCCCGCCUUGGCACGCUGGCUGGGUGUGUGGGUGAGCCGUCCAGCCCCCCACAUUCCAGUUACAUGUGUGCACACCCAUUACCAGGAGGUGUAAGCCUGCUAGGUCAGGGGUGAUCCUGGCGUCACAUGUAUCUGAACUUACCUAAUUUGCAGCAUAUCCGGCGGCCCGAGCGCUAGGGAGCAUCGUCAGAAGAGAAGGUUCUGGUCUUAAUUCUGCUUCUGACCAGCCAUGGGCAGUUCCCAGUGCCUUUCUCAGCACUUGCUGCUGCUUCUGUAGAAUGGGGAUACUAGUACCAGCCCCGCUUACUGUGUAGGGUUGUUUGGUGAUUACAAACAUAUGUGCAAGGCACAUGAGCACACUGACAGUGACGUGCAAGGUGGAAGGUGCUGUGGCUGUUUCUGUGAGGAGCCAGGGACACCUCCCCAUGUGGUGAGAGUGGAGUAGUAUGUGCUUCCAGGGCAGGAGCCGUGCCUUCCGUGGCAGCGAUGGAUAAAUGCCAGGCCUUAACGUUACCUGGGACGCCUUAGCAGAGUGGCCUAUGACUGCAAGUUCACCCAGCUUCUGAGGAACCCCGACCACAUCUUCUAGAGGAACUGGAAGUAAAAGUGCCUUCAGAGAUAGAUGUACGUAGACUGUGAUACAGUUGAAUGCUAUAAACGUGGCCUGCCUGCCCACUUCUGGUACCAUUUUCUUAAACUCUGCUUGUCUAAAUUAUGGUAUUAUAGCCCUGAAACUUUAAAUUCCUCAUGCUUUAGAAACUCCACUUACAGAAAGUCCAGGAGAAAAUGAAAAUGACUUUGAAAUAAUAUUUUUAACUGUUGAAAAAGCAGGAGAGGCCGUUUUGAGAGAACACACACUUAAGUAUUUCUUGGGGAUAAAAAGCCAGCUUCAUGAAAGUGAGAAAUUGUUGAUCACUUGACAGUAGUACUGAAAGGGCCUAGGUUUUCAGGGGCCCUGCCUCCUAGCCUUGAGAUGUUCUGCUUUUCUCUUUUCCUUUAUAUAUAUAUACACGCAUAUACAUUUCACAAAUACAGCCAUAGUUUAUGUAACAAAUAUGGCCAUAGUUGAGAGAGUGAGUCAUGGUCCUCAAAACUGAAAGUAAACCCUUGUCACUUUUCUCAUAUCUCACCUGGCAGCACUGUGGAAGUGCCUGUGGGAAGGAGCCGCGCUCUUUGGGGGGACUUUGACCUCGAAGGAGCUCCUAGAGGAAAGCCUGCCAGGCCUUCUGGGCUGGACUUGAUACCUUUCAUCACCAGGGCUUUGGGCUCUCCAAGUGACCACCAUGGUGCUGGUGGUGGUGCAGCUUAUCGGGAGCUUAUUGUCAUUUUACAGGUUUGGCUUCCUGUGCUUCGCUGAGGGAAGGAGCCACUGUAGGAUCAUAGAUGCCACGAACAUCUCAGACCCACCUGGGGAAAGAGGACUAUUACCUUUAUUCAGUUCUUUGAAAUUUCUCAUCUCUUAAACUUCACUUUAGAGAACACAAUACCCUGCUCAGUAAUGCCGGCUGUUGUCAUCAUCUAGGAGCCUGUCUGUGUCAGACUUUAGCAAAAACAACCUUUUUAUUGAUAAGAAAGUGAACGAGAUAAACUGAGAGUUGCUCAGGGCUAGAAAGUCAUCAACAACAUUGUGCAUAACCUCUUUGCAAAAAAUGAGAUAGACCUGUUAGUACUCACAGGGGAGUCUCUCCAAGAAAUAUGCUGUCAAGUGCAAAAAGCAAGGUCAAGAGAACAGAGUGUGAUAUUUUUGCUCCCUUUUGUAUAUGCUUGGAAACCCUGGUGGCAUAGUGGUUAAGUACUAUGGCUGCUAACCCAAAGGCCGGCAGUUCAAAUCCACCAUGCGCUCCUUGGAAACUCUAUGGGGCAGUUCUGCUCUGUCCUAUAGGAUCGCUAUGAGUCGGAAUCGACUCUUCGGCGCUGGGUUUUGGUUUGUAUGUGCUUAUAACAUAUAUCUGUUAAAUACAUGUGUAAGUUUUUUCUAGAAAGAAAUACAAACUGCUAAUAUCUGUUACUUUCCAAAAUGGAGAGCUUUGAGAUGAGAGGCGGAAUUUCACUCUUUGUUUAUACUGCUCUAUAAUACUUCUUAAGGAGCCCUGGUAGUACAGUGAUUAAGUGCUCACCUUCUAACUGAAAGGUCGGCAGUUGACAUCCACGAGCAGCUCUGGGAGAAAGAUGUGGCAGUCUGCUGUAGUAAAGGUUACAGCCUUGGAAGCCCUAUGGGGCUGUUGUCUUCUGCCCUAUAGGGUUGCAAUGAGUGAGGAUUGACUUGACAGCACACAGCAGCAAGGACAUAAUACUUAGCAUGUACAUGCUUCCUCCCCCCUCCCCCACUCCCUCCACUGGUGUCAACAGAAAUUUUUUUUUUAAACUUCAGUAUAGAGAUUUGAGGUUUUAGGUGAGCACUUUCCCUUGUCAUUCAGUCUCUCUGGAAUGAGCCAGCUAAUGGUCCUUGGCUCUUUCUUAAUAGUUUCUAGAUAUGCAAGUGUGUACUGUUACAUAGUUUGGUUUUGUUUUAAUUUUUAAAUUUUUAUUGUGCUUUAAGUGAAAGUUUACAAAUCCAAGUCAGACCCUAAUACAAAAAUUUAUAAACACCUUGGUAUAUACUCCUAAUUGCUCUCCCCCUAAUGAAGCAGCACACUCUUUCCCUCCACUCUCUCUUCCUGUCCAUUCGGCCAGCUUCUGACCCUCUCUGCCCUCUCAUCUCCCCUUCAGACAGGAGCUGCCCACAUAGUCUCAUGUGUCUACUUGAUCCAAGAAGCUCAUUCUUCAGCAGUAGCAUUGUCUAUCCCAUUGUCCAGUCCAAUCCCUGUCUGAAGAGUUAGCUUUAGGAAUGGCUGUCAUGUUACAUAGUUUUUACCUGGCUUCAUUUAUUGUCUGCUUAAACUUUUUAUAGAUUUUUACUCUCCUUUCUUUCUCAAUAUGAGAAUAAUUGAGAGAAGGUUAAUGACUGCUGGAAAUACCUUUCAGUUUUACCCAGUCCUGGGCUUCUAACAGCAAAAGUGAAGGCAGGGUGUUCACCGACCAGCCAUAGGAAUCCAGGCCUUGAAGCAGGAGUGUCUUCUGUUAGGAAUGCUCUUGUGACUAUUCCAGGAAUGUUUGGCAGGGCUUCAUGCAGUUUAGAGAUGCAGCUAGUGAUUGAAUUCCAUUUUAUUCACUUAAAGUGUGGUAGACCGAGAGCUGUGUCAUGGACUUUAUUUGUAAUUGUGUAGGAGUAAGUGAAAUUUAAGGAGCCCUGGCGGCACCGUGAUUAAGCACUUGGCUGCUAACUAAAAGGUCGGCAGUUCAAACCCACCCAGCUGCUCCGUGGUAAAAAAGACCUGGCGAUCCGCUCCCGUAAAGUUUACAGCCUAGGAAACCCUAUGGGGCAGUUCUCCUCUGUCCCUUGGGUCUCUGUGAGUCAGAAUCAACUCGAUGGCACACAACAGUAAAUGAAAUUCCCUUGGCAAAAACUUUGAUACGAAAGUAAGCUUUUUAUGUUUUCUCAAUUGGCAAAUGGAAUCAGUAUACAGGACACAAAGACUUUAUUCACUGAAUGUGUUUAUUCCCCUAAUGUUUAUUUACUGCUGCAAUCUCCUCUUUAGUUUCAUUUCCAAAAUCCACUAUCUUCUGUCAAGCACAAGUAAAAGUAUCAGGACAGCUGUUUUUUCUCACUGGAAAACGUAGAGGAAAGAGUGUGAUAGGAUGUUAAUGGUGGUGUGAGAGUAAGAAUUCUAGACAUAAUCUGUGUAACCUACACAAGUCCUUUAAUCUGUUAGCAGCUUGGUUACCUCAUCUGUAAAAUGGGUGUGAUGAUACCUUUCUGUCUCUCUGGUUGUCUGAGGAUUGAAGGAGAGGAUGCUUGCAGAACUCUGAGAGAGAGCUGUUAGCCUGUAAAUCCGUGUGGAUGUGGAUGGACUCCUUUUUCGUCCCCUCCUGUGGGCUUUGAAAGUAAACAAAAGCCUAAUGCCCUGGUGAUCUCGUAUCGGGGGAUUUGGAAUGAUAUCAAUGGGUCAUUUGGUUUCCUUGUCGGAAGUGAUAUCCAUUCACCUCAGAGUCUUGCAAGAGCCAGAGGAGCUUGGCACCAACUUUUGAACCUAGAAGAAACUGAAGAUUUUACUUAGGUCCAUGGUGCCAAUAUGAGAAUCCUUGUACAGUAUCUUUAUCCAAGAGCUGGGUUUGUGUGAACUCUUUCUUUGAUUUCCAGAAAAAUCCCACAUGCUCCCUUCAUUACUCAGUUUUGAUUUUGAACCCAGUGUUACUGACAGAUACAUCCAUUGAGCAUGGUAAUUCGUCCAGUUCGAACAACCAGGGCUUCUGUUUCUAUCUUUUAAGAUCUUCCAUAGGUGAAAUUCCACUACCACAAAUACCACAAGUACAAGUUCUCCUUUUUUUUUUUUUUUUUUUGAGUUCGACACCCCACUUUUCUCCUGCUCCAUCAGGAACUCUCUGUUGUGUUCCUUCUCAGGGCUGUCAUUGGUGGUAGCCAGGCACCAUCUAGUUUUUCUGGUCUUAGGCUGAUGGAGUCUCUGGUUUAUGUGGCCCUUUUGUGUCUUGGGCUAAUAUUUUCCUUGUGUCUUUGGUGUUCAUCAUUCUCCUUUGCUCCAGGUAGAUUGGGACCAACUGAUGCAUCUUAGAUGGCCGCUCACUAGCUUUUAAGAUUCCAGAUGCCACUCACCAAAGUGGGAUGCAGAACAUUUUCUUAAUAAACUUUGUCAUGCCAGUUGACCCAGACCACAUUUUUUUUUUUUUUUAAGAAAUAGUUGGUGUAAGCUACAGUUCUAAUAGAGCCAAGCAUUUUGAGCACAUUGUAUGUGAUUUGGCCAGCAUCGGGCAGCCUUUUCUGAGACCAGCAGCUUUAAGCAGAAAGUGGAUGACAUGCAGACUCUGAACUAAUCCACUGACCAAACUUUCCUCAUCAGAAAAACGUACACACUACUCUCGGGGUGGUUGUAAGGUGUUUUGGGGGCUCUAAUAAAAAAAAAAAAAAUUUUUUUUAUAACCUGAGGAGUCGAGAGCUGUACUGAGACCACAUGGCAGCAGUAGGGUUCCUUGAGACUUUUGAGAAAUACACUGGAUUACUGAGAUGGGAGACUAGGUAGAUACUUUCCCUCCAAGACACCUGAUAUGCUGGGUGAGCAGCCUUUUUAAUUGUUGAUUACCAAACAGUCAUUCCUGGGAGAUUGAUGGAAAGAUGUGUUCUAACAAGGAAGUAAGCGUAAGAGGGCUCCAGUACUUUUCCAAGCAAAGGACUUUUCCAAGGUGUGUGUGAGCAGCCCCUUGAGGACCUGGUGAGGGAGAUCAGGGAGUGUUCAAACCAAGUAGAGGCCGUCAUUGGCUAAAUCGUGUGGAGCCGUAAAAGUGGCCAUGUUUACCCGGGCACAUUCCUCGGAAGCUCAGUAUGGACUGAGAUUGUAUCUGCAUUCUUUCUGCCAUGUUUUUACAGCAUGCGCUUCACGGGAUUUUUUACAUAGUUUUCCACCCUUUUACAAGGUCAGUAUGUGAAAGUGCAUUACAAUACUACAACGUAAAGAAUUCACAUUUUGAAAAUGUCUUGUGUUUGUUCAAGCCUUCUUAACAUACAUAAUUAAUUACAAGGUAUCAGGAUUAAUGGGGCUUUGAAUAUUUAAAGCUCUUUUCUCAAGAUUAACUUGAUUUAAUUCUGAGAUAGAUAUUUGCAGCCUUGGUGAUAUGCUGGUCUGGAUGUGAGUACAAGAGGAGAGGGGCUGAACUGUGACUUCUCUCGCCUUCAGUUCUGGGUUUUUUACUUCCUUUCUUACUCCACCUCCUCACCUCUAAUUCGUCUUUACAGUCUGGGUGGAAAGGAAAAGAAUAUAAUUUGCCUUUAUGUAACAUUCAGAAGUCCCUGGGUGGCACAAACAGUUAAACACUCAGCUGCUAACCAAGAGGUUGGCAGUUUGAAUCCACCCAGAGACACCUCAGAAGAAAGAACUGAUGAUCUGCUUCCAAAAGGUCACAGAAAACCCUAUGGAGCACAGUUCUACCCUGACUCCCAUGGGGUUGCCAUGGGUUGGAAUCAGCAGCACCCAGUUUGGUUUUCUUUUGGCUUUGACGUUCAUCUUGUGGGGCACUGUGUUUUCAAAGUAUCAACAUGCAUCCCUUAGCAUCCAGGAAAAUAAAGGUGACAGAGCAAUUUCUACUGUCCUGCUCUCCCAAAGAUUUCGCAGUCCCCUCUGACACCCUGGGUCUUUAGAUCCUAAUGGCCUGUCUGGGAAGGAGGAAUAGGCAGAGGCCUGCCAAAGUGCUAAAAAACCAAACUCAUUGCCGUUGAGUCAAUUCUGACUCAUAGUGACCCUAUAGGAACCCAAAAGGGGGACGAGUGGGAUCCCCAUCUCCCCUCAUGUGAAUCUCGGCUUUUAUCCAUCUAAUUCCAAACAUGGAGGAGACCAAGGGGCCUGUGGAGGCCCAGACGAGGAUGGAUUUUGUUAAAAUUUACUGUAUUCCUGUCCACAUUCACUGCCCUAGCAAGGGGAGCUGCCUUCGAGCCUAGACAUCUGCAGUGGGUGAUGGUCCUGGGGGAUUUCUCUAGCUCCCAUCAGCCCCGAGCCUGGGACACGGGUUCCCCACUCUCCUGUCAUCGUCUGGCUCCCUGUCCAAGGCUGGUGGGGAGUGAGUGUGCAGUAGCAGAGAUGUUGGGGUGAUGGGGGAACAGAGGUUUGGCAGCAGAAGCUGGCUGCAUCUAGCAUGCAGUUUGCCUUUCUCAAGGAUCUCAGGACCCCUUGGUAACUCAAGCCUGCACAGACAGGGCCAGAGGCUGUGAAGUGGCUGCUCUGCUCAGACCAGAUGCCAUCCUCAGCAGCCCGAAGCCUGCAGGUGUGAAGACACUCCUGAGUACCCUUUGCCUUCUUGGGAAACAGCGUUUCAUGGGCCUCUCUUUUAUCUGCCUCAAAAAAUGUUGUUGUUAUUAGGUGCUGUUGACUCAGUUCCGACUUCCCCAGUAAUAAUUGUAUGGUUUAGUGAUCACCUACUGUGUGUUACUCCUCCUGAAAGUAUUGCCAGUGAUUCCUCUCAUUUUGCUAGACAAGGACAGAGGCUCAGAGGGAUGGUGCAUGCUCAGAGAUGGCAAGGCCAGUGUGGAGACCAGGGCCUCUCCACCAUUACAAGAUUUAAGGAAAGUUCUUGUGUGCAUUUGCUUAGAAAGUUCUAGGGAAGUGGUUAACGAAAUGGAAACCCGUGUGACCAUGGCUCUCAGUUUCAUCACACAUAAAGUAAGGAUGACAGCAACACCUGCCUCAGGUUGUGAGGAACAAUGAGAGCACCCCCAGUCCCAUUUUGACAUGUAUAGCUUUUUGUUGCGUAAUAAUAGCAGCUAUCCUCUAUUGAAGGAGCCCUGGUGGUGCAGUGGUUAAGCACUCAACUGCUAACUGAAGUGUCGGUAGUUCAAGCCCACCAGCUACUCUGCAGGAGAAAAGACCUGGCAAUCUGCUCCUAUAAAGAUUACAUAGUUACAUCUGGGGUCUUAAACACUAGCAAACGGCCAUCUAAGAUGCAUCAAUUGGCCUCAACCCACCUGGAGCAAAGGAGUUUGAAGAACACCAAAGACACAAGGUAAUUAUGAGCCCAAGAGACAGAAGGAGCCACAUAAACCAGAGACUACAUCAGAUUGAGACCAGAAGAACUAGAUGGUACCUGGCUACAACGGAUUACUGCCCUGACAAGGAACACAACAGAGAACCCCUGAGGGAGCAGGAGAGCAGUGGGAUGCAGACCUCAAAUUCUUCUAAGAAGACCAGACUUAAUGGUCUGACUGAGACUAGAAGGACCCCAGAGGUCAUGGUCCCCAGACCUUCUGUUAGCCCAAGAGAGGAACCAUUCCCAAAGCCAACUGUUCAGACAGGGAUUGGACUGGACUAUGGGAUAGAAAAAGAUACUGGUGAGGAGUGAGCUCCUUGGCUGAAGUAGACACAUGAGACUAUAUGGGCAGCUCCUGCCUGGAGGGGAGAUGAGAAGGCAGAGGGGGUCAGAAGCUGGCUGAAUGGACACAAAAAUAGAGGAUGGAGAGAAGGAGUGUGGUAUCUCAUUAGGGAGAGAACAACUAGGAGUAUAUAGCAAGGUGUAUAUAAAUUUUUGUAUGAGAGACUGACUUGAUUUGUAAACUUUCACUUAAAGCACAAUAAAAAUUUAAAAAGUAAAACCUUAAAAAAGAAAAAAAGAUUACAGCCUUAGAAACCCUAUGGGGCAGUUUUGCUCUGUCACGUGGGGUCGAUAUGAGUUGGAAUUGACCAGACGGCGCACAACAUCCUUUACUGAGCACAUGUAUCUUCUCAUUUAAAAAAGUCCUACAAGGCCCUUGUUUCCCCUGUUGUCGUUAAUGAGGAAGCAGAGCGGCUGGGACUUGCUCAGGUCACACAGGUCCCUGUGGUGCCCCAUCAUCCCAGCUCUGCCCCCCAGGUGAUGCUGUCUCUUUAGUGUGUGGUUUGGCGUCCAUUUUUCACAGGGUGAUGGUACUCGUUCUGUGGGUAUUCAGACAUACUUGUUUGUGAGUCUUUUAGACAUCCAGAUGGACAUGUUGAGUUAGAUGCACAAGCCUGCUGCUAAGGAGUCCUGGUGAUGCAAACGAUUUAAGUGCUUAGCUGCUAACUGGAAGAUUAGCAGUUCCAACCUGCCCAGUGACUCCAUGGGAGAACGAAAAACCUGUUGCUGUUGAGUCGAUUCCGACUCGUAGCGACCCUGUGGAACAGGGUAGAACUUCCCCUUUGGGUUUCCAAAGAGCAGCUGAUGGAUUUGAACUGCCAGUCUUUUGGUUAGCAGCUGAAUUCUUAACCACGGCACCACCAGGGCGCCUCAUGGGAGAAAGACCUGUCAAUCUGCUCCUGUAAAGAUUACAACCUAGAAGGCCCUGUGGCGUGGUUCAACUCUGUCACAUGGGGUCGCUGUGGCUGGACAGCACCUAACAACAGCUUAGGGGAGGGGUCAGAGAUGGAGGGAGAAGAGAACACUGUGCCUGCCCUGGAGGAGACUCAGGGCCUGGGGAGGCCUGGGCUGUGGAGAGAGGAAGGACGGCUUUCUGCAAAGGCAAAGAGAAGAAAUUACUAAGUAUGCUAAGUUAGAAGUUACUAAGUUGAAGGGAAUAUCACAGAAGAAGUGGCUUUAGUAUUGGACCUUGAAGGCUACAUCAGGAAAGCAGGAGCAGGGGAGUAAGGAGCGGCAUUCCAGAAGGGACAUAGUGUACUAAAUGAGAGAGGAGUGUGUGUGUCCCAGGGUGGACCGAGAAGAUGGGGUGGCUGGGACUGUGGCAGGUGAUGAGGCUGGGGGCUUCAGAGCCAGGCUGUGAAGGGUGUGGCCCCUUGUGCUGAAGAACUUGGCCUUGUUCCUGUAGCAAAUGAAAGUGCACCCAGGUUAGUAAACACAGGAAUGAUGGAAUCAAACUUUGUUCAGAAGAUUAUUCCAGGCAGAGACAACAGGGACCCACAUGGGGCCUGGGCUCAGCCAGAUCAGACACACAGAGACAGCUCAGAGCUUGUCAGAGCUUAGCCAUGAGGCGGAUGAGAGCAGGCCCAGCCUGCUUGGUUCAGGCAUGAUGGUCUGAUGACUCUAAUUGUACCCUCCGUAGGGCAAUUCUGAAGAUUCUCUUACUCCCAUAAGACCACUUGUUAAAAGUGCACACAUUAACACAAGCAUGCACACUCUCAACAGUUGGGGGUGGGGGCGUGUAUUGCAUCCUGCCCCAGCACAUUCCACUGGCAGAGUCCACUAUGGAAACAUUUCACCUGCUUGGUCUCAGCAGUUAGGUUUUGUGGUCUGUUGCCAUAGCAGCUGGAGCCUCGGCCUUAUCAGAUAAUUGCGAGCCUGGUGAAUACUUAGACACCCAGAAACAGGAGGCAGGAAGGACUCUCAAGGGGUUAUCUAUCUGGUCAGCUCCCCUGCUUCUGAGAGCCUUCCCCCAAGUUCUCCUGGCUUACUCACAACCUUGUCACACUCAGUGCUGCUCUCUCUAGGUAUCGACAUGCUCCCAUUGCCUCCUCACAACAUGUCCUCUCGUGGGGUUGGCUGGGCAACAGUUUUCCUUGUUGGGCACCAUUUGGAGGCUAAAGAAUUUGCCCAAAGUCCUGCCACUGUCUACUCUCAGUCCAGUGCUCUUAGCAAGGGCUUGCUGGAACCACACAGCCUGUUCUGGACCCCGGUUCCACAGUUUGUUAUCUCUGUGACCUUACACAAGCCACUUUGCUGCUCUCUGCCUCAGUUUCCUCAUCUGUAAAAAUGGGGAGGAUAAUAGCACAUUCCUUAGGGUUUAUUAUGAAAAUGACGUGACUUAAUGUAUGUAAGGUGUUUUGUCCAUAAAAAAAAGAAUUUGUCCAUAAGCACUCAGUAAAGUUAGCCAUUAUUAUUACUCAUUCCUUUGUGCCUGACCUCUCCUGCUCCUAGGUUUUGUAACCUCACUCGAUAAUCUUUUCAUUUAGGCACUUGCGGCUCCCUUGUUCUAGUCCUUUAUGUGAUCAGGGUUGUCGAAGGUAACUGAUAAAACAGUUCUCCCCAUUUUGAGUUUCUGGAUAUGUGAUCUCUCAGCUUGCUCAUCCCCGGGGACCUCCGCCGUCUCCGCAGACAUGGUGUCUCGGCUCCCUGACAGUUACUGCUUUCUCUGUUCUCUCCGCUUCCCUUUGCCUUUUAACUUAGAGGAUCAGCUCUCACUCUCCUCCCUUCCAAGCUAGUCAGUGUGAGGAGCAGCCUCUCAAACCCUCUGACCGCUGUAGAGCCCCAUGGGCAGGAGGCCCAGGAGCCCAGCUGUGAACGCCAGUGAGGAAGCUGACACUCAUUAAGCAUGACUGUGUGCCCAGCACCUCACAAUGCGCUUGUGUCGCUUCCUUCACCUGGCAGCCUUGUCCCAGCCCUUUUAUAGAGAAGAAAACCAAAGCCUGGAGAGGGGUGGUUGCUCUCCCAGGUCACCGUUUAAUAAGUGAUGGAGGUGGAAUAUGCAGACCAGCCCAGAGCCACAUGGGGGUCCCAAUCCCACUAGUCUCAGCGAAUUUCAGCUUUCCCGUCUGUAAGAGGUCAGUGGUGUAGACUUGGUGAGUUGUGGCCCUCCAUAUCCUUGAUGGUGUCAGUUCCCUCCUACAGCUUGUCAUAGCUUCCACGUUCUGAGAUUCUGUUACCUAUUAAAUGUGGGUAAAAUAUUUGUGUUACAGGGGUUCUGACAACAUAGAGGUGCAUCUGGGCGUUGUAAGUAAAUUGAACGCCGGUAGGCGGCAGUGAAAUGGGGAACGUUUCUGCAGGAGAUUUUCUGGUCGGUUUAGGUGGAACCGCAGUUAAAAUAGGCAGCCAGCAGAGGGCCGCAGAGCCUCACAGAUGACCUGGGUCUGGCUGCCCAUGAGUGUCUGCAGAUUUCCUCUGGCACGCAGCCCUCUGGCUCCGCAGGGUGCUUUCUGGUAAGUACAUGUGCUCAUCACUGAGCUGGGAGGACAUGCCAGUGCGCCACCAAGAUUCAGCUCUAGCUACAGAAGUUGGUGACCUUCUGAUAGGAUUCUGUGUACUUUUGUUUGGUGAAGAGCUUACAGGGGUGGUAGGGAUGGGGGGCGGGAGAAUAGGAUUGUGUUGUGAGCCAUCGUGUGUAAAAUAGAAACGAAUUGGCCUCGGCAGUAAGCUAGAAGAGAGCAAGAAGCUGUUUCUCUUUCUAGUAUCGCCCCACCCCAAUUGUUACUGGGUCCUAACUCAGUAACUCGAAGGGUACCCACCUGCAUGAGCCUGCCCCUGUAGGUUCUUCAGUUUCCUUGGAUUUUCAGAGCCCACUUUCGGGACCAUCCAGUCUGUGGAGUGGGGGAACACAGGUUCACCCCGCAGGCGCUGAACCACAGAAUUCAUGAUUGGUGAAACUUUUUUCCAGUGUUAUCAUUCUAAUUGUAGGUGUAAAAGAUACAUGGAUGAGUAAUUAUGUGAAAAAUACUUAGAACAGUGCCUUUAUACAUGCUUACUAUUAUUAUAUGGUAAACUAUGCAAGGAGUCUCUGGGUGGUUCAGAUGUUCAGGCUCUCAACUACUAGUUGAAAGAUUGGCUGUUCGAACCCACCUGUAAGUGCCUCGGAAGACAGUCCUGGUGAUCUGCUUCCAAAAGGUCACAGCCUUGUAAACCCUACGGGGCGGUUUCUCCUCCGUUCACACGAGGUCACCGUGAGUCAGAAUCAACUCGAGGGCAGCUAACAACAAUAAUCUACCAAAAGCUGUGAAAGUGGCAUUUGAAUUAUGGCCUGAAUCUAUUAUUUCUAAAUUUCUCGGGUUUUUUUCUCCUUUAUAGUGAAAACCAAAAACCAAACCCGUUGCCGUUGAGCCAGUUCCUACCAAUAGCCACCCUAUAGGACAGAAUAGAACUGCCCCAGAGUUUCUAAGGAGCGACUGGUAAAUUCAAACUGCUGACCUUUUGGUUAGCAUGCGAACUCUUAACCACUGUGCCACCAGGGCUCCUUAUAGUGAAUAGGAUGGGAAAAUAACAAGGAAGCCAAAAUAAUAUGUUAUUUUACCUCGUGCCCACCGUUGGUGAAUGCAGGUGGCACUUCCUUCCCGUGCAGUCAGUAGGGCAUAUGAUAUUCAAAAGCAAGAUAGAAGCAAGUGGUCAGUAGUCCUUAAGUAAUGUGUAUCUUCUCUGAAAUGAACACAUUGACAGUUCAGAAACAAGACCAAUAACAAAGUCAUUUCAGCUUUCUGCACCCUAAGCUGUGUGUCACAGUGCCCCCAAAACUUUAAUGGUGUGUUUGCGUGCAUGCGCCUGCAUGUGUGUGUUCUGUGGUGGUAUUUUCCUUUACUUAAGUUAGGUCACUAGAGUUUUUUAAGAAGAUCAUUUGAUGUGGUUUGGCUUGCUUUGGGUUUGUUUUGUUAUUAAGAAACAAUCAUCCUGCCUGCCGGAAUUGUGGGCCUUGGAUGAGAUUAUGUCCGGCCUUCACUGGUCCCAUUUUUGAGGGCCCCAGCUGCACACACACCUGGUCUGGAACCAGGGUCAGCCUUGAAAAUGGCGGUGGGAACAAUGGCUAGAGGGAAAUACCUUGAAUCCAAAGGAAGGCUGGAGGUUUUUCUGUAUGUCACAGUUCAUACCGUGCUGUGCAUCUGCAUGUUUUCUUCCUUUCCCUGCUGUUAUUAGACUGAAAUGCCACCCUCUGGAUAAGAUCAGGGUUUUAGGAUGGACCCGUUGGUUCCGGCCUGAGACCGUGUUUUUCCGUGUACGUAGCCCGUGCUCUGGCUGGCGCAUGGCCUCUCUGAGCCCUGAGUCGCAGUAGCUGUCUUAAGGCCAGCAGGACUGCAGGGCUCUGGGGGGCUGUGCCUCUGCCUUUGAGUACAGACAGCUCCAAGUGCUUUGAGAGGCCCGCUGGCAGCCCCUCUGCCAGGCCAUGCUUGCCUUGUUUCCAAGUCGUAUGUGUUUUUUGCACCUGCUGUCAACACUUUCACCAUCAGCUUUAUUUUGUGCUAAAAUUUGCAUCCAUUUUUAAGUAGGGAGCUUUAGGGAGUGAACUUUUCGUGGAAUGAGAAGAACUUGAGCAGAGAUAGGACUCUGCAUUUUAAGGUCUGCACGACAGUUCCUGCCUGUCUUCCUCUGCCUGUGGAGAUGUGAGCCCAGGAGAGCCAGUUCACCUCCAGGAGCCUUGGUCUUGUCUGUCACUGAGCCCGGAGUCUGUGCAGGAUGAGGAAUAAUGGGGUGUCAUGAGCCCCUGCAGGCUAAGUAGCAUGUCACAGACACUUUAUGCAUUGUACCUUGUUCAUGUGUUCUAGAAUGACUGCCUUCCAUUCCAUUAUCUCAGAAUUAAAAAUUAACCUUUUAAUUAAGUUGUGGGAUUUCUACUCUGGUUAUAGAUGAAGCUAGCGUUUUUAAACAUUAACCAUGUUACAUUCGCAUUUGCCCUAAAGGCACCACUGUAUCUGCUUAUACUAAGAAGUGAGCAGCCCCACCUGUUUGACACAGUCCUAACAGGGGUGAUAUCCCCAGUAGCACGUUUUUCUCACAGACUGUGAUGAUGAAGUGUUUUGUCCUGAAUCCAGCCAGUGGUGGGCUUUCUUAAGACCCUCCCUUUCUCCCAUCUCACCUGGUCCAGACACUCACUUUGGGUUGUGGCCUUGCCUCCUCGGCUGGCCCCUACUACAGUGACUCCUCAUCUCCCGUUGGCCCUCGAUGUCAGGGCAGCCUGGCUCUUCCUUUAUGUUCCCCUCCAUGGGAGCCUACAGUGGCCUAGAACCCAACUAUGGACGCUGUCUCCGGUCUGGCCCCUUCCUCUUGCCCUCUGAUAGUACUCACCUGCCUGCCCCUGUUCAUGAAGAUGUUUCCACCUGGACUGCCCUCCCUGUCCUUUUCACCUCAUGUGGUCCCUGCAGGCAGGCAGCAGAGGCCUCCAUGGAGGAAUCUCAGUAAGGCCACCCUAUUAAACCUGCCUUCUGCGCUUGGAUUGUUGCUGGUGCCAGGUGCAGUACUGCCCAGGGGUGUAGCAUUGGUGCCGUAGAGAACAGGUAUGUCUCAGCAACAGACUGUUCGGUAAAUGGUCUCGGGGGUCCCAGUAAGAGUGGAGGAGACAGUCGUACCACACAUGCAUGUCCCUGGCCAUCCUUGACGGUGGAGGGACAGUAGACACCACCCUACAUCUUCAGUUAAGACACCCCAAGCCUAUAAACAUUGGCUCCUGCAGCUCAGGUCCAGGGAGUCUCUACUUCUGUAGACUUUCUGACUCCCAGGUUCCCCAGAGGUCAAGAGCAAGAAUGCAGAGAGAUCAAUACAAAUCCCUCUGCCCAGUGGAGCUCCUUGGCAAUGUUCAAGGACUAUGUUCCACAGGCCCCCAGGGGCCUUGGCAUCUCACCUCCCUAGGCUCCCAGACCCACACCCCUCCUCCUUCUCUCAGCCCCGUCCCCUCUACUUUCCAUUGGUCCCUAAGCGCACCCUCAAAUCCAUCCUCUGCCCAGUGGCUGCUCACCUGGAGCCCCUCUCGCCUCCUAGCCAAGGGUGCUCCCACUUGCCUCGUAGUCCCUUCUCCCGAGAACUAGAACCAGGCGUUACCACAUCGUUUCCUGUGUAAGACCUUCUGUCAGGCAGCUCCCAUUGCUCUCAAGACACUCCUUAGAACAGGUGCACUCCCCUGCAUUUGUCUGCCUUGCCAUCUCCUCCUCCUGUACCUCUUCCUUCUCCAGCACCUGGUUCCAGCCACAUAUGGUUUGCCCUAGCCAGGUGUUCUCGCAUCUCCAUGCUUGUGUGUCUGUCACACCUGGAUGGCUCCUCCUCAGCCUUGAAGACUUGUCUAGACCCUCUCCUUUGUACAGAUGGUCUUGGCAGGUGAUGUCUACUCCUUACUCAGCACCCAGGGCCCUAUGUGACCCUGACAGCUUCCUUGUCCCCUCCACUACCAGCUAACCCUUGAGCAGAAACCCAGGGAUACCCAUCUAGGCCCUGGCAGGAAUGUGUGUUUGAACGAAUGAGUGAGUUAUGAGGGGGAGACACUACUAUUUCUAGAACACCCUGAUGGUGUCUGGUUUAUGAGAAGACAACUCUUUUCACAAGGGCCUUUUCCAGUUAGCCAGGGUCAGGUAGGGAGAGGACUGCCGGAAGUGCAAGGUUAUUUUUCCCCCAAAGGAAACAUGGAAGUAGGGGAGUUGUGCCCAGGAAGCUGUGUGUGCAUGGAAAGUAAAUGGAUGGCACUCUUGGUUUUUUGGACUUGGUCAUAGUCUCUACAAUGCAUUUUCCACCUGUUCCCCUAGGAACAAUGACUUGGAAAGUCUCCAGCGUGUAUGAAGAUGAGCAGAGCGUACAGUACAUGCAAGAAUCCACCAGCAUGUAGUGUUUGAUUUUCACUGAAAUCCACAAAUGAAUGGCGCUUCUUUUCUAGCAUGUCUGAUUCAGCUAGCAAAGUAACAUAAAGCAGGAACAGUUAGAAUUGGGCCUAUGGUUGAGCCAAAGAAAAAUCCAUUCACGUAUUAUCAAGGGUGUCUCCUGUGUGUUUCUCAAGUUACACAGCCUUCACGAGGGCAUGUCUUAAUUACUGCCGAGCCUGAGUGGAACAGAGCGCAGGGAGCCCAGCAAAGGGCAGGUUGCCCCUGGUGAAGCUUUAUCCUGUUGUCCAUCUGUGUUAUUUUGAGCAGUUGCUGUAAGGAAAGAAGGGUGGAAAGAAAGAUGCUAGCAAACACCAGAGCAGGUUGCCACCCCUCUGGCAACUUGCCAGAGGCCAAGCAGGUCAUUGAAAUCAGUGCUGACCUUCUAGCAGAGGGACUAGAAAGGGGACUUGACCACAGCGGUUUCUUGCCCUUGAAAAAGGCUACAGAUGGGCUCCUUAUAUGGCCAGCACUCCAAGUUCCCCCUGGGCAGGCCUCAGACCUGGAACUGAGAAUCAACACUGUGGAUUAAAGUUGAAAACAAAAGCUUGAAAAAGAGGAGAGGGAAGUUACAUUAGCAGCAUGCUGUGUUACGACACCUAGCUUGCACUUUUGCUUCUAAAGGUCACUUUGGGUUGUUAGAUGUGAAGAAACCAGUGGAAAAGCUGGGGGGGUGGGGGUUAAGCUUGCUUUGGGACCACAGUGGUGGAGACAUGCCUUUUGUGAGCUGGUGGGAUCCUAAGGUUUGAUUUAUACUUGAGUACUAACUGUUCCAAAAAUUUAAAUCCAAGAGUAAGCAAAAGAGAACGUAAGGGACAGUUUUUCUUCAUCAGGAAAUCAGUUUUGCACUCCUUCCUCAAUGUGCAUGGCUGCGUCAUUCUCAGCCCAUGAGAAGCCCCCACUAUGGGUCAGGUGCACACACGUGUUUGUUCAGUGUAAACUGUUUGUGCAGUCCUGAAGCUCUCUGUUCCCAAAAUGUGUUAUCCACAGUCUCAUUUUUAACAAUAGUAUUUGGCAAAUUUGAUAUGAAGUUUAGGUCUUGAUUUACAAAUAGGAAUAGUAGCAGAUUUCACUACUGACCCUUCCUGUCACUUCACUCUCUGGUCAGUUGAUUGUCUUUCUUGAAGCAAGAUGGAAUGAUUUCAUAAACACUGAGUAAACUCCGCCAGUCCUUACAGUCAUGCUGAAAAGAAUGGACCGUGAAUAUAGUCACGUCCCUACAGUUGCCAGUAGCAAAUAUCGGUCUUCCAAAGAACCCUGGCUGUCCAGUCUUUUCUUCCCUGAAUAGAGGUAUCAUGUUGUUGUGUGCCACUGAGUCAGUUCCAAUUCGUAGCAACUCUAUAGGACAGAGUACAGCUGCCCCCGUAGGGUUUUCUAGGCAAAUCGUCCAUGUCUUUUCUCCUGCAGAGAGCUAUUGGUGGGUUUUGAACCACCAACCUUUUACGGCUGCUUAACCAUUGCACCACCAGGGUUCCUAAAGGUAUCACAGGACUAGCAAAAACUGAGACCUGUGUAAAACGAGGUCAGGGCUUCUCAAAGCUUACUUGUGUAUCAGAACCACUUGGAGAUCUUGAAAAACUGCAGUUCUGAUUAGUAGGUCUGGGGUGGGGCCUGAGAGCUUCUAACAAGCUCCCAGGUGGACACAGUGCUGCUCAUCCUUUGAGUAGCAUGGACUAGAUGUUCGUCAGGGAACAUCCAUAGCCACUUGCCUUGGUUAAAAUACUGUUAAGCUUUGGCUAAUGUUCUUUAGAGUAUUAUAUCUCACAGAACUAAAAACCAUUUAUGAAACUGCUGAUACACCCAGGGAGAGGACUUACUUUCAACCCGAUAAAGAGCCACAUGGCCACAUGAGCAGGGGUGUAAGAAUAAUAGUGUCUGGAGGCAUCAAGUGGGUAGCAUGCUAACCAAAUCCUGUUGCACUCUUGCCCAUAACAAAGCUGUGUCUAAGUCACAGCCUAAUUGGAAUUGCCAGAGCCUGUGACCUGGGAGAAGGAAGGCAGUAGGUGCUGGAAGAACAGUAGUGUGCCUCCCUGUCUAUCAGGAGGCGUUUCUGUUCUGGGGUCAGUGCCCAGGUUCCUGUUUCAGUGCCUUCCAAGCAGGGGAUCCUCCACUGGGAUUUCUUGAUGUUCCCCUAUUGAGUUUCCUGGGUGGCGCAGUUGGUUAAGUUCUUGACAACUAACUGAAAGGUUGGCAGUUUGAACCCACCCAGAGGCACCUCAGAAGACGGGCCUGGCUGUCUGCUUCCAAAAGGUCACAGCCUUGAAAACCCUAAGGAGCAGUUCUAUUCUGGAACACACGGGGGUCACCAUAAGUUGGCAACCAACAACAACUGCACGUCACAUCAACAUUUUUUCCUCCCUUCUUUGAGCGUCAGAUCUGUUUGUUUCUCCUGCACCUCAGAGGGCUCCUUUGUUGUCACGUCUCAGUAGUGAAGUGCAGCAGAUUGAAGGCUCACCUUCCCUGUUGAUGUCUCUGAAAAGGAAUUCCUUUUUUAUGAGAAUGCUGUAUAAAUGGCGCAUCAGGGGUGGUGUCAACUCUGCCCCCCAACUCUGACCUCCCCGCUGAGGUCAAGGAGAGGGCCUUCCUUUGAGCAUCAGAGAAAAGGGACUAUCAAUUGCUGUCACAUCACCAAGCCGGGUAGCCCUUCUGCUUGAUGGGAAUUAAACGCCAUGUUACGGUACCACCUCAGCCAGUACCACAACAGAAUGAUUACAUUUUGAAGUGCACUCCAAAACUCACUGCCAUCGAGUCACUCCUGACUCAUGGCGACCCUGUAGGACAGGAUAGAACUGCCCCCACAAGUUCCCAAGGCUGUAAAUCUUUCUCCCACGGAGCAGCUGGUGGGUUCAGACCAUGGACCAUUUGGUUCAAAGCUGAGCACUUUAACCACUGCGCCAACAGGGCUCCUUUGAAGUGGACAGUAGAGCUCAGAAGUAACCAUGCUCCUUCACUUGCUUUACCUUUGUUCUGCUGUUUGCUUCCUGGCAAGACGGUGAGGAUUCUGUUACCUCAUUAUGCAAAGAACUCAGGACAACAUUAAACCCUUUGGAGAAAAGCCAUUCUAAAAUUCCUUGAGAGUAGGUGGCCCUUUUGGCCCCAGUCCCCUUGCCAGGAGCUGACCAUGGCCUUGGGCGUGGCUCUCACUUAGAAUAAGGGAGGUCUGUUCAGUGCUGGGGGGACACUGAGGCACAGGGGCCUCCGGGGCUCACUUGUGUUUUGUUUUGUUUUUUACUUUGCCUCUAUUGCCCCUGGCAGUGAGGAAGGCCCUGAACUAUAAAGAAAGAGCGUUGUGGUGCUCUGCAGUCCAAGAAGGGAAUUGUGGCGGUCCCCAGCUGCAGGAUUAGGCCUUCUUACCCAGGAGCACCCACUCUCUGAAGCCUGAUGAGAGCACACCAUAAUGGUAACUGCAAGGACUGCCGACAGCACCUGGCACUCUGCUCGGCCCCCGCUGGGCGCUUAGGAAAUAUUUUAAAUGGUGAUGUCAGCAUGGACUCUGCCCUAUAAACGUUAUUAGCAAAAUAGAGGGAAAAAGAGACAGUUAGGCACCCAGAUUCCACUGUAUGGAGGUAUAUAAACCAAGCCACAGGGAACUUCAGGCUCACUGCAGAUGCUUUCAUUGUUAGGGUUCAGAAUACAGGUGACGGGAGUGCUGAGGUACAGCAGGGACAGCCUGCAGAGAGCGUAGCACCAGACCAGAGAGGCCAGACCUGAGGGGCUGUGUUUUCUCAUUUAACCCUUGCACUGCUCUGGCGAGCUUUGAAGAGUAAGUUGUGGAGAAGAGGCCAUCCAGCUCGCCCAGGUUACACAGCAGUGACACAACUGAGACACUGAAACCCGGGUUGUCCAAAUCGCCAGUGCUCUGCUCUUUCCGCCACCUCGUGCUGACUAUGUUCUUGUCAGAGGAGUUGUGGGCAGCAGGUGGGAGAGCGAGUAAGCUUUAAAAUAAAAACGGAAGGAAAUCCACUGGGACUUUCCAGUUACCAGCCCAGAAGUGCACCCAAAACCCCAGCUCAGAAACCAUUACUUAAAAAAAAAAAAAAAAGCAGUAUCUGAAAACUGACUUCCUGUAAGUCGUUUUUAUCUCCAGCCUGUUCCCUAAGAGUGGCAAGUAAUAAAAUCUUUGCAACAAAACAUGUCUGUAUGUCUUUCUCAGGGACAGCAAGGAAAAGGAAGCUAGAGCAACUGCACUGCUGUGAGGGGCCCGAGAAAGAGGAGUAGAGGCCACUUUGAAGGGAAAGGCAGGCCCACGGUGGCUCAUCUUGCUUCAGAAAGGCCAGUCUGGAAGGAGAGGAGAAAUGCCACCAGAGAAAGAGCAGGAUUGGAGGGGUGGGGGCCUCAAGAAGAUAGGAGCAGGUGAAGCACACGCAUAGGGGACAGAUGUCACCAAGAGGACGCGCAGGUGCAGAAAGCAGCCACUGUGGGGAGAUGGCGUGAAGAACGUUCCCUCCCCAUCCAGCUUAUUACUCUCCUUCGGUGUUUGCCUCCUCUGCCUUCUUCCACGGACCUGUUCUCCUGCUCCCUAGUUGUCUAGAAACCAUUAUCCAGUCUCAGUAUCAAAUGUGGUCGUGUGAAAUAAAACCGUCAGUUUUAUAACUAUACGGAAGCUGUGUUCUUCUAUACAUACCCUUUCAAGCAUGAAUAAACUUGUUACCAUUUAAUCAAUUCCCACUCAUAGCAACCCCACAUGUUACAGAGUGGAAGUGCUCCAUAGAGAUUUCUUGGCAGUAAUCCUUACGGAAGGAGAUCACCAGGCCCUUCUUCCAUGGUGCCGCUGCGUGGGUUUGAACCACCAGCCUUUAGGUUGGUAGUCAAACACAAACCCUUUGCACCACAAAUACCUGCCUUAAACCCUUUAGUGACUCGUGGGAUGUACUGUAUCCCAACCACUUUUUACGCCCCUGGAAUUCUUUGUGAAGGCAAGUCAGCUGAUUUUAAGGCAUUUUAGCCUCAAGGUGGGAUCCUUUUGAAAUGCGCGAAACUCAAGAACCCAGAGUUGGAGCUUCAUUAUUGUAUGGAAUGAGCAGUGUGUUAGGUGAUGGCUCCUGGGUAUGUGAAUUUGGGAAACUUCUGAUUGGUUUGCCUUUAUUUUUGUGAGAAUAGCCUCCUCGCUAUGCUCUCAGUUACUGUGUUCUCUUGAGAACUUACUUAUCGCAAGAAUAUAGGGUCACUGUGAGCCAGAAUCGACUUGACAGCAACAGGCUUUUUUUUUUCUUUUUAAGUCUUCAUUCAGUCGUAGUGGCGUUUUCUGCCUGAUGCCAUUUGCUGUUUCCAAGUUGUCACUGGCUCCUUGCUCUGCUUUUGAGUUUUGCUCUGCGGUCUUUCAGGAUUGCUUUUCUAGCUCCUGAACCGUAAAUAAUGCUUUUGCAACAAGGAAUAGUGCAUUGCAGUGGUACUUCUCAGGAGGCUCAAACUCCUGUAAGUUAUUCUUACCCCGCAUUCAAUCUCGUUAGGUGCCGUCAGGUCGGUUCCGGCUCAUAGCGACCCCACGUAUGACAGGACAAAACAUCACGCCAUGCAGCACCGUCCUCACAAUUGUUACGCCUGAGCCCAGUGUGCUGCCACUGUCAGUCCAUCUUGUUGAGGGUCUUCCUCUUUUCUACAAUGGGUGUUUGCAUCUAUUUUUCUCACUUUGAAUUGUGCAACAUCAGCAAAUACAGGUCCUGAAAGCUUGACUCCAUCCACAUCAUUAAGGCUCAUCUCUCCUUUGAGGAGGCAGCUCAGUCUUAGAGGCCAGUCAUUGCUUCCGCAUGUAGCAGGUGUAAAACGUCACCGUGAGCAGGUCUGCAAUAUUCCAGGGCAGCUGUUU